ACAUGGGCAUUAGUUUCUUGUCUCUCCCCUGGGUCCUCCUCUCUUCUUCUUCUUCUUCUUCCUCUUCGUCUUCUUCCACGCCAUGAUCUCUCCCUUCCUUCUCUCCAAUUAGACCUCCCUCCCUCGCUCCCUCCUUCACUCCCUGUCAAUCGUCCUUCAUGGCUGACGAUAAGGAAAUGGCUGCGCCUGUUGUUGAUGGGAAUGAUGCGGUUACUGGUCAGAUCAUCUCCACCACGAUUGGGGGCAAAAAUGGGGAACCCAAGCAGACUAUUAGUUAUAUGGCAGAGCGUGUUGUAGGGACCGGGUCGUUUGGAAUUGUUUUCCAGGCAAAAUGCUUGGAAACGGGGGAGACUGUGGCUAUAAAGAAGGUCUUACAGGACAGAAGAUAUAAGAACCGAGAGCUGCAGUUGAUGCGUCUGCUGGAUCAUCCAAAUGUAAUUUCCUUGAAACAUUGUUUCUUCUCCACAACAAGUAAAAAUGAACUAUUUCUCAACCUGGUGAUGGAAUACGUACCGGAGAGCAUGUAUCGUGUUCUGAGGCAUUACAGCAGUGCAAAUCAAAGAAUGCCACUGAUCUACGUCAAACUUUACAUGUACCAGAUAUUUAGAGGGCUGGCAUACAUCCACAAUGUUGCUGGAGUUUGUCAUAGGGAUUUGAAGCCUCAAAAUCUUUUGGUUGAUCCUCUUACUCACCAGGUUAAGAUUUGUGAUUUUGGAAGUGCAAAAGUGCUGGUCAAAGGGGAAGCUAACAUUUCAUACAUAUGUUCACGUUUUUAUCGGGCUCCUGAACUUAUCUUUGGGGCCACAGAAUAUACAACGUCCAUUGAUAUCUGGUCAGCUGGUUGUGUUCUUGCUGAGCUUCUCUUGGGCCAGCCCUUGUUUCCUGGAGAAAAUGCAGUGGACCAGCUUGUAGAGAUUAUCAAGGUCCUAGGAACACCCACACGGGAAGAGAUUCGCUGCAUGAAUCCGAAUUAUACAGAUUUCAGGUUUCCACAGAUCAAAGCACACCCAUGGCACAAGAUUUUUCACAAAAGGAUGCCUCCAGAAGCAAUUGAUCUUGCUUCACGUCUGCUGCAAUAUUCACCAAGUCUUCGUUGUACAGCGCUUGAAGCAUGUGUGCAUCCCUUCUUUGACGAACUUCGGGAACCUAAUGCACGCCUGCCAAAUGGUCGCCCUUUACCACCACUUUUCAACUUUAAACAGGAAUUAACUGGGGCUUCACCAGAACUCAUCAACAAAUUGAUACCAGACCAUGUUAAGCGACAAAUGGGACUACAUAUGAUGCAUACAGCAGGGACAUAAAAUCAUACCAGUGCAAUGCAGAAUAGAUAGAUAUCUGCUAGUUGAUGUGCGGCACCAAGGAAGUACUUUGUGAAUUCCUCCUGGGCUAAGGACCUGUCCAGCUUUCUUUUCCAAUCUACCAUGACCGACUCAUACAGUAAUCGGCUGCUGGAUGGCUGCACUUUCCAAUUCAUUUUCUUGUCUAGUUUACCUCCAUCCUUCUUUCCAUUCCAUCAUUUCCUUUUCUAAAUGCCUUUUUCCUGAUGUACAUGUUUCAUAGUGAAGAUAGAGUAAGCUGGACUGAUCAGAAAGCUGCUAGCUGAGGAUAAAGUUGAGGAGAUAUGUGUAUGUGUAGCUAGAAGGUAGAAUGGCCUAAGGCAAGGGGGAGGCCAUUUGGUUUUUGAGCUUGGUUCAUUUUCAUGUUGUUCCCUGUAGUUGUUGUGGUGGGUUUAUUGUGGCUGACUUGAAAUUGCAGACAAAAUUGUUACGACUCUUGUUUGUGCAAAUGUAAUGCUAUGGCUCUCUCUUUAUUUCCCACUUUGCUUUUCUCUGUUUAGACUAAAGAUUGAAUGCCUCA
This is a messenger RNA of Rubroshorea leprosula, 1857 nucleotides long. NCBI's taxonomy places the organism in Eukaryota, Viridiplantae, Streptophyta, Magnoliopsida, Malvales, Dipterocarpaceae. The record is from the annotation of a GenBank genome assembly.